Oncorhynchus nerka (sockeye salmon) is the source of this 4241-nucleotide messenger RNA. RefSeq names its product endoglin, like (gene engl). The record is from RefSeq and is a predicted model, not a curated record. Gene Ontology annotation, biological process: transforming growth factor beta receptor signaling pathway; cell migration; epithelial to mesenchymal transition. Gene Ontology annotation, molecular function: transforming growth factor beta receptor activity; transforming growth factor beta binding; type II transforming growth factor beta receptor binding. NCBI's taxonomy places the organism in Eukaryota, Metazoa, Chordata, Actinopteri, Salmoniformes, Salmonidae. Gene Ontology annotation, cellular component: cell surface.
UACGCUUCGUCCUCUCUCACUCUCUUCUUCCUGUUGCCUUCUAGGUUUUUGCGUUUUUAGAACCUGUUCUCUUUUCUCUCUCCCGUCUAUCGCACAAUUCCUUACCCCUCCUCUGGCUUUUAUACUAUUUCGCGGGAAUCUCUUUAAAUUCCGUAUCCCACCUCUAAAAAAAAUAAGCUGUUUUAACUUUUGAUUUCUUUGGCUUAUCGGAAAUGUCAAGAUAUCAAGGCAAUACUCCAUCUGAAAUGCCACCCAGUGCGUCUCUGGACGCCUGAAGCAGCACAUAGAUUUGGUAAAGGCAAUUUUCUGUUAUUUUCUCUACUAUUGAAAGAGGGGACGGAGGGUGUGUAAGCCCGCUGUGAUAUACGCCAAUACAGUCCUUUAACCUGAGAAUCACUAGUUGAUCUACAGUCUGUUUUCAACGUCCAGCUCCACGGGAAUCUGUCACAGGAUGUCGCAAGAGGGACUCUCCCAUUGAAUUCACUCCUGGAGAAUAGUCAUGAUGGUUUCAGGGACGAGGUGGAUUCUCUUCUGCCUCUUUCUACUGGGGGAGAGAACAGGACUUGACUGUGGGGAACUGCAGUGCUCUCUGUCUCCAGCCGGGGAGCUUCACCCUGUGCAGGGGCUGUUGGAGCGCUUUGAGGCCGGCCCGGGCUGUGCAGCCAGAGAGAGUGGAGAGAAAGAGACCCAUGUGAUCGCUGUGGGGAGAGGAACACGCAGCCCUGACAAACAGGUGACUGUGCUCCUGAGACCCCUGUCUCUGUCUCAUCCUCCCCGUCAAACUCUCAUCCUGGUACUGAGCUCCAAGCAACCAGUGCGCUGGUGGCUGGAGGCCGUGAGACUACCCCCGGAUCUGCCUGUAUUGGUGCAGGUCUCUCCUAACUCUACAGUGCAGCCCUCCAGUCUGGCAGUGCAGGUGCAGCCUGUGCCCUCUCUGCCUUUCCGUCCGCGGGCUUUGCUGCGCUGGGCAAUGCAUCGGCAUGGCUCCUUGUCCUCCCUCACACACACAGCCAGUGCCAACCGCGUCUACGUCCGCGUGGGCGAGGAUACCACCAUGCCCAGCGUGUGCCAGCUGCAGUCUCUGUUCCUGUCACACAACUACCUGACCUCUGACCUGCAGCCACAGGAAGUGCAGGGCUGUUCUCCAGUUGGCGGAGGCAACCCAGAAGUGCAUGUCAUCAAGCUCCGUUCAGCAGGGUCAGGGCUUUGUGGCUCUCUGCAGGUGGAGGUGACUAUUUCUCUGGUGCCCCCAGUGGCCAAUGCUGGGUGGCACAAGUUGGUGCUGAUCCUCAGCAGUGCCGUUCCAGUCAACUGGGCUCUCACAGUGCCAGGGCUCCGGGGACACAUCUCUGUCUAUUCCUCCAACAGCGUGUCCCCACUCUACCCUCCAGAGCCUGACCUGACACUGACUAGCAUCCUCACCUCUGACCUCUCUACCACCCAUGACCUUUUGAGCUGGGCCAAUCAGAGUGGCUUUCCCAAAGUGGCCUCAUACACCGAGGCUGACCUGGCCAAUCACUUUGUGAUCAGACUGGCUGGGGGAGGGACAGAAGGUGACCCCCCUGUGCGUAUGCUGGAUGGCAGGCCCCCUUGGGUCCAGGAGCACAGGCAGUGGCUGAGUGAGGGAGGUGGAAGGACCAGUGGGGGCUGGGAGGCCGUCAGUGUGCAGUGUCAGGACGGACGACUCAACGUGGCAGUGGACAGACACAUUCUGCAGACCCUGUCUCUCCUGGUGUCGGAGGUGACACUGCGGGAUCCUCAGUGCCUGGCCCAGUCUAACAGCAGCCAUUUCUUGUUGGUAUUCCCGGUCAUUUCCUGUGGGACUGAAGGGCUGCUACAGGGAGAGCCCAGAGGGGUGCAGUACAAAAAUGCGGUGUUGCUAUGGAGAAACAAGCCUCUGGUUGCUGUGGGCAAUGAGACAGACGAGUGGACUCCACUGGUCAUACAUUUCAGCUGUUUGGCUGCAGUCCCCAGUGUCCCAAGCCUUCCUGUGGAGCAGCCCACUCUGCAGGGGCCGGGGCCUCUCCCAAGGGCCAGGGCCGGCCCACUGGUCUCACUGCAGCUGUUUGUUACAGAGGGCUAUGAGCAGAGGCAGACCGGACCUUGUGCCAUCACUGCUGACAACCGUGUCUAUGUGGAGCUUUCCGCCAACGGAGCCCUCGGUGGGGGUGUGGAGGUGCGGUCUUGCAUGGUGUCUCCCUAUCAACCCCGUGUGUCCCCUGGCUGGUCAGUCAUUAGAGACGGCUGCUCCGCUGACUCCUCACUGACACUCAGCAACAUGACACAUGGCCAAGAGGACGAGGAGGAAGAGGAGGAAUAUUAUGAAGAGGAAGAGGAGGUACCUAGAGUCCUAUCAUUCAGGCAUCCAGGAAGGGCUUGGAGGAACAAAGCAGGAUUGAGAAAAAGAGAACACGGUGGGAAGAGGGGACGAGGGGGACGAGGAGGACGAGCCAAAAGGAAGGAGAGCGAUGGAGGAAUGGGAGGAGAGGAGGACCAGAUACACAGACUGAGGUUCAGUUUUGUCCUUCGGCCCAUCUACAACAACUCUGUCCAGUUCCUGCACUGUCGCAUCCGUCUCUGUGGCCCUGAGUCAGUGACCCAGGGGCCUCCAACGGCCACAAUACAGAGUGGCUGUCCAAAUCCCUGGGGCCUCCGUAUCCCUGCCCUCGUAUCCAAACUACCCAGCCAACAGUGUGAGUACAGAAACUUCUCCAGACCCAUGCUGGUCCAUCAGCCUGUUGGUGUGGCCAGACAGCAGGCGCCACCUGCUGGUCAGAGAGGUCAAAUGCCCAGUGUGUCUCAGCUGCCCAAGCCUAUCCCAGCCCACAGCAGCUCUGGGGUAGACACAGGCUCAGUUUUGGGGAUUGUGUUUGUUGCUUUUCUUCUGGGCAUCAGCCUGAUGGGGGCGCUAUGGUGCAUCUACUCUCACACAGGGGCUCCUCCACCAACCAGAAGAGGGGGCCUGAUCGAGAAUACUAACCCUGCCAACACCUCUGUGUAGAGUUGAGAUGGAACGUGAGCAACACACACAGCACCUGGGGGACCACAAAGUAAAGAGAAUGUCAAAUUUAGACUAGUAUUCUAUAGACUUAUCAUGUCACUAGCGCCCUUUGUGAAUUAGUCAAGCACCUGCAGAUUGCAAUAGUGAUAUCUCAUAUCAUGUGUAAGAAAUACAAUAUUAUCUUUCUCUAUCUCAUUUUCAGUGUUUCCUCUGGUAAAUCUGAGACCGAGGGUAAAGUGGGGCAGAAGAUGAAACACCUGGUGUGUGUCAGACCUGGGUUCAAAUACAUGCAUAUUUAAGUAUUUGUUAUUUAAAUGCUUAUUUUCUGUGUAUUUUUGUAUUUUCAAAUAAUGCAGUAUUUUGAUAUUUGUAUUUGAAAAUACACUUGCCUGUGUAGUUGAGAAUUUCCAAAAUCAUUCAAAAAUUUAAGUACUGAAAAUAUCCAGAUACUUACUUUGAAAUGUCUUUGAAAGUAAUUGAAAUACCCUAAAUAGUUUUUGAACCCAGGUCUGGUGUGUGUGUGUGUGUGUGUGUGUGUGUGUGUGUGACCACAUACACUGAGUAUACAAAACAUUGAGAACACCUGCUCUUUCCAUAACAUAGACUAACCAGGUGAAUCUAGGUGAAAGCUAUGAUCCCUUAUUGACGCCACUUGUUAAUUCCACUUCAAUCAGUGUAGAUGAAGGGGCGGAGAGGUUAAAUAAUAUUUUUUCCCCCUUGAGACAAUUAAGACAUGGAUUGUGUCUGUGUACCAUUCAGAUGGUGAAUGGGCAAAACUACAUAUUUAAGUGCCUUUGAACAGGGUAUGGUAGUAGGUGCUAGGCGCACUGGUUUGAGUCAGGAAUUGCAACGCUGCUGAGUUUUUCACCCUCAGCAGUUUGCUGUGUGUAUCAAAAAUGGUCCACUACCUAAAGGACACAACUGUAGGAAGCAUUGGAGUCAACAUGGGCCAGCAUCCCUGUGGAAUGCUUUCGAUACCUUGUACAGUCCAUGCCCCAACUAAUUGAGGCUGUUCUGAGGGCAAGGGUGGGGGAGGGGGUGCGCAACUCAAUAUUAGGAAGGUGUCCAUAAUGUUUUGUGUACUUGGUGUACACUUCUUGAAGCAAUGAGAUGUGUAAAGGUCUGAAAGACCGAAACUACAUGAAUGUCUACAGGUACAUGGCCUCAGCAACUCCUCAAAAUGUUAGGAAGAAAUACUAGUCAGUGCAUUUGAUCCAUUAUACUGUAUCUACAAUGUCAU